CAUACUAAAUCAAUGAAGUAAAUAAAAGGUAACCUAUCUGCACCCAAGGAAAGCGUCCCGGGAGCAACAGGGUUAUGAAACCUGCGCUGCAGAGGACACGCUGAAAAAAGGAGAGGACACAAUGACCAAAUCAUACAGUGAGCACCCACUGAUGGGGGACCCUCAGUCCCAAGGCCCCCCCAGCUGGACUGACGACUGCCUCAGCUCCCAGGACGACGAGCAUGAAGUGGACAAGAAAGAGGAGGACCUAGAAACCUUACAUGCAGAGGCUGAGGUCGAAUCUCUGAGAAACGGGGAGGAAGAGGAGGAAGAAGAUGAAGAUGAGCUAGAGGAGGAGGAGGCAGAAGAGGACGACGAGGAGGCGGAGGAGGAGGAAGAGGGAGAGGAGGACGACCAAAAGCCCAAGAGACGCGGCCCCAAGAAAAAGAAGAUGACCAAGGCGCGGCUGGAGAGAUUCAAGCUGCGGCGUAUGAAGGCCAAUGCCCGCGAGCGGAACCGCAUGCAUGGCCUCAACGCCGCUCUGGACAACCUGCGCAAGGUGGUGCCCUGCUACUCCAAGACGCAGAAGCUGUCCAAGAUCGAGACGCUGCGCCUGGCCAAAAACUAUAUUGGGGCCCUCUCCGAGAUCUUGCGCUCGGGCAAGAGCCCCGAUUUGGUGUCCUUCGUGCAGAGUCUCUGUAAGGGCUUAUCUCAGCCCACUACCAACCUGGUGGCCGGCUGCCUCCAGCUCAACCCGCGGACCUUCCUGCCUGAGCAGAGCGCGGAGCUGCUGCCCCACAUCCAGCCCGCCGGCGCUUCCUUCCCGGGCCAUCCGUACUCCUACCAGUCGCCGGGCCUUCCGAGUCCGCCGUACGGCACCAUGGACAGCUCUCACCUCUUCCAUCUCAAGGCACCGCCCGCCUACGGGGCGGCGCUGGAGCCCUUCUUCGAGAGCGCCCUGGCCGAAGGCGAGAGCCCGGCCUUCGACGGGCCACUCAGUCCGCCGCUCAGCGUCAACGGGAACUUCUCCUUCAAGCACGAGCCGGCCAACGAGUUCGAGAAGAACUACGCCUUCACCAUGCACUACCCGGCCGCCGGUUUGGCCGGAGCUACUGGCCACGGCUCCAUCUUCGCCUGCUCGGCCUCGCGCUGCGACCUCCCUCUCGACAGCCUCCUGCCCUACGAGAGCCAGGCCCAUCACGAGCGGGUCAUGAGCGCCCAGCUCAACGCGAUCUUUCACGACUGAGCCCUUCCAGAUGUUUCGGCGGAGCCAGGAUGCCCGCGGCGGCAGGGACUCGUUCCGUGCAGGGGGCGCGAAGACGGAGGGAGGGGAGAAAGGAACACUUCCAGGCGUCAGGGACGCCUUUAUGCGUAUUGUGGUUAUCGCCUUCAGGAGCGACGGGGAGGCGGACAUUUUCCUGGUCCCGCCGGUCAUUUCCUCGCCCUUCCU
This is a messenger RNA of Candoia aspera, 1429 nucleotides long. RefSeq names its product neuronal differentiation 1 (gene NEUROD1). Bases 122 to 1225 code for a protein of 367 amino acids. Gene Ontology annotation, biological process: nervous system development; axon development; sensory organ development. The record is from RefSeq and is a predicted model, not a curated record. Lineage: Eukaryota; Metazoa; Chordata; Lepidosauria; Squamata; Candoiidae. Gene Ontology annotation, cellular component: nucleus. The transcript is spliced from 2 exons. Gene Ontology annotation, molecular function: protein dimerization activity; DNA-binding transcription factor activity, RNA polymerase II-specific; E-box binding.